This is a messenger RNA of Fusarium falciforme, 459 nucleotides long. RefSeq lists its product as hypothetical. Gene Ontology annotation, biological process: maturation of SSU-rRNA from tricistronic rRNA transcript (SSU-rRNA, 5.8S rRNA, LSU-rRNA); ribosomal small subunit assembly; translation. The coding region runs from base 1 to 459 and encodes 152 amino acids. Gene Ontology annotation, cellular component: ribosome; cytosolic small ribosomal subunit. Lineage: Eukaryota; Fungi; Ascomycota; Sordariomycetes; Hypocreales; Nectriaceae. Gene Ontology annotation, molecular function: structural constituent of ribosome; small ribosomal subunit rRNA binding; mRNA 5'-UTR binding. The record is from RefSeq and is a predicted model, not a curated record. The transcript is spliced from 4 exons.
AUGUCUUCCAAGAAAGUGGCUGCGAAGAAGACGGCUGAGCCCAAGGAGACUGUGUCCUUGGGCCCGGCUAACAAUGAGCUUGUAUUCGGAGUUGCCCGCAUCUUUGCCUCUUUCAACGACACCUUUGUCCACAUCACCGACAUGAGCGGUCGUGAGACAAUUGCGCGUGUCACGGGUGGCAUGAAGGUCAAGGCUGAUCGAGAUGAAUCUUCCCCUUAUGCCGCAAUGUUGGCUGCCCAGGAUGCUGCCGCCAAAUGCAAGGAGAAGGGCAUCAACGCUUUGCACAUCAAGCUCAGAGGGACUGGCGGUAACGGAAGAAUGACACCUGGUCCUGGUGGUCAGGCUGCUCUCCGUGCCCUUGCCCGUGCCGGCAUGAAGAUCGGCCGUAUCGAAGACGUUACUCCUACUCCUUCCGACUCGACUCGACGAAAGCAGGGACGCCGUGGUCGCCGUCGCUAG